This is a messenger RNA of Neocloeon triangulifer, 2441 nucleotides long. RefSeq lists its product as uncharacterized. The coding region runs from base 182 to 1387 and encodes 401 amino acids. The record is from RefSeq and is a predicted model, not a curated record. Gene Ontology annotation, molecular function: S-adenosylmethionine-dependent methyltransferase activity; RNA cap trimethylguanosine synthase activity. Gene Ontology annotation, biological process: 7-methylguanosine RNA capping; 7-methylguanosine cap hypermethylation. The transcript has 9 exons. NCBI's taxonomy places the organism in Eukaryota, Metazoa, Arthropoda, Insecta, Ephemeroptera, Baetidae.
GGCAGCAGUGCGCAGGUUGGCAGUCCAUCGACCCGUUUCCGCGUGCGUGCAGGUUCUCUCUGUACAAUUUUUGGGAUUUUACAUGAAUUCCCGAUGGAUCUUUCAGCGCGGUUGUGACAAAGGCUUCGUUGAAUCGCCCGUCGACAAAAUGCACUUGACCCGACCCGCCUGAAAAUAGGAGAUGGGGGAGUGCAGUCGGGUUAAUCUGGCCGACGUGGUUUUGCGCCUCGAGGGCGGGUCUUCCCUCGUCUGCCACUGCACCAGGGCCAAAUUUCCAUCAUCGGCUCGGAUCAGCUCCAACAACCAAAUCAUCAACAAGGCCGACCAUGAAAAGCAGUCGCUCGGCGUCGAGACGUUUUCCGACGACUUUGAGCAAAUCUUCCAAUUUGAUGAGCAGCAAAGUCAGGCUCCGCUACCUUUCGUUGCAGAGGAACGAUGGUCAUUUUUAAACCAGACCAAGUCAUUUGGCGAAGACUCGAGCCCGAGUCUCAGUUGGAGCAGUUCGUCGGACUCCAUGACCUCGGUGACCUCGCUAGAUGAAGCUAUGCUUUCGCUCAGUUCGUCGGACAGUGAUGAGGAGGACAGUCAGAAAGCUAGAUUUUCUGUGGAUGCUGUUGAGGACUCUCUCAACAGAUUGAGCAUAUCUCCAUUAAGGCAGAAUGGAAACUCGCGCCAGAGCAGUUUGACAAAAUCAUUGGGUCAAGCAUGGAUAAUUCCAGUGCAGGAAGCGAUGCGCUACUUUGGGUUUCACUUUUUGCCCACAAACGAAGACUUGACAAUCACUUCAACCGAAAUCAUAUCACACCAAAAGGAUAAACAAGCUGAAAAAUCGAAGCGGCAGCUCAGUGUGCAAAAGCUUGCAAAAAAAGAGAUUGCCAACGGAGACUGGCUUUGUCACUUGGCCAAAAGAGGUGCCAGCGACCUGGUGGUGGACGCUGUCUGCGGAGACGGGGCGCUCGCCAUUUACCUCGCACAAAACUGCCAAAGAGUUUUGGCACUGGACCCGAACCCGGUCAACAUCAAGCAGGCGCUGCACCGAGCCAAACUGAGCGGAGUCUCUCACAAAAUUGAUUUCAUCCAGGCCGACUUCUUCAGGAUGAAAAUGCUGGUGAAGGUGGAUGCCGUUUUUGUCCGACUCUCGAAUUCCAACGCCAGCUUCGAAGAAAAGGCGGUGUGUGAUCUCAACGCUUUCCGAGGGCAGCAACUCUUCCAGCAGGCCAGAUUUAUUUCCAACAAUGUAGUUUUCUGUCUGCCCAGUAAUCAGGACGCAAGGCAAGUCCUGCAGCUAGUGGGCAAAGGUGAGAUGGAGCUGGAGCAGUGCUGCAUCGAAGGCCAGUUCUCCGCCAUGGCCGCUUACACUGGCCCACUUUUCGACCAAAGCAGAUAACGGAUAAAUCAAGCUGGAAACAAACAUCUUCAGGGGAAAAUGAAAUUUUCUGUAUGUGAGUAGCUACGCAGCAACUUUGUAAAUCGUUUUAGCAAGAGCGAUACAACCUAUUUGACUGGGGGGCCUUAGAGAUAUGAAACCAGAAUGGAAUUAAAUGUCGUCGGUGUUUAAAUGUAAAAUUUUUUCGGACCAAUAAUUUUAUUUUUUAUCGGUUACGUUAAAAAUGGAUAUUUUUCUUCGCAAAGUGGAUUUAAAUAGUAAAAAAGUUCACUUUUUUACUCAUUUUGUUUUGCAAACUUUGAACUCUGUUCGUCUGGCAAAGAAAUUGUCAUUCUUUAUGCUAUAUUUUAAUGUCAGAUCCACCUGCAGAUAUUUUUACUUCCAUACUGUUUUGAUACUGUCAAAAAUUAUUCUGAAUGCGCAUUUAACGUGUCCUGACCAGACAGUUGCACAGAGCUGCUGUUUUUAUACUUUUGUACCGUGUUUGUCUAUGAUCUCACCGGAUAAAUUUAUUGUUCUGUGAAAUGAUGAUUCACGACUCUUUCAAAACUCUCUAAACCGGAUAUCCUCCACUGCCCGAUUUUUAUUUUUUUCCAAUCGACCUAGUCAUGUUUAUAUUUUCGUUGAGAACAAAAAUACCUCCGAGGGUCGAUGGAUUCUCGCCAGCAGCUAAAUAGGAAACUAACAAAAAAGUUAAAAACCACACCAAGUUUCUUGAAAUAUAUCAGUGUUAAAAUAUAACGCAAAAUUGUAUUGAAUAAUUGUUUAAGUGCCAACAAUGUCAAAAUCUUCUCAAUUUUUAAUUGUCUACAAGUUGAAAGCAUCAAAUCCAUAAAUAUUAAAUCACAAAUCAUUAAAUAUAUGUCUAAACAAUACAAAGCAGUUGCGUGUGUAGCAGAUUACUUAAUCUAAUUCCAUGCAAAAGGCGCAAGCAAAUCAUAUUUAUUAUGAAAUGAAUGUUCAUCGCUGAUCAUAUGUAUAUUUCGAUUACAUUGUAUUGCAUGUUAUUUUGGAAAUUGUAUGAAAAUCCAGUUGAUAAAAUAAAUAUAUAGAC